Messenger RNA from Phanerochaete carnosa HHB-10118-sp, 1053 nucleotides. RefSeq lists its product as uncharacterized. Gene Ontology annotation, molecular function: calcium/calmodulin-dependent protein kinase activity; ATP binding; calmodulin binding. Gene Ontology annotation, biological process: protein phosphorylation; cellular response to oxidative stress. The record is from RefSeq and is a predicted model, not a curated record. The coding region runs from base 1 to 1044 and encodes 347 amino acids. The transcript is spliced from 7 exons. NCBI's taxonomy places the organism in Eukaryota, Fungi, Basidiomycota, Agaricomycetes, Polyporales, Phanerochaetaceae.
AUGCCUGCUGCUUCUGCCACCGUGCCGUGCCAGUAUCGAACCGGCAAAACUCUCGGCAGCGGAACAUACGCCAUCGUCAAGGAGGCCGUGCAUAUCAAGACUGGACAGUACUAUGCUUGCAAAGUCAUCAACAAGAAGCUCAUGGAGGGCCGGGAGUACAUGGUUCGCAACGAAAUUGCUGUCCUGAAGCGUGUAUCCAAGGGUCAUCCAAACAUCGUCACAUUGCACGACUACUUCGAAACCUCGCACAAUCUCUACCUCGUCUUCGAUCUCUGCACCGGCGGAGAGCUUUUCGAUCGGAUAUGUGCCAAGGGCAACUACUACGAGGCUGACGCUGCGGAUCUCGUGCGCAUCAUCCUGAAGGCUGUCAAGUACAUUCACGAAUGUGGCAUCGUCCACCGCGACCUCAAGCCUGAGAAUCUGAUUUUCCGCACCAAGCGUGAAGACGCCGACAUUAUGAUUGCCGACUUCGGUCUCUCGCGCGUCUUAGACGAGGAGAAGUUCCAGCUGCUCACAGAGAUCUGCGGUACUCCAGGAUACAUGGCGCCUGAAAUCUUCAAGAAGACUGGUCACGGAAAGCCAGUGGACGUUUGGGCCAUGGGUGUCAUUACGUACUUCCUAUUGUGCGGCUACACGCCAUUCGAUCGCGACACGCAGCAGCAAGAGAUGGAGGCCAUCAUCGCCGGCGACUACAAGUUCGAGCCAGCGGAGUACUGGGCGAACGUGUCCGACACGGCCAAGGACUUCGUGCGCGAGUGUCUGACGAUCGACCCGGCGUCACGGCCGACGGCGGACGAGGCGCUGCGGCACCGCUGGCUGGCGGACACGGAGCCGCACGGUGUGCAGGACGCGAGCGGGAACAUGGCGAACCUGCUGCCGCAGAUCCAGAGGGCGUUCGACGCGCGCAAGACGUUCCGCAAGGCGGUCUUCUCGAUGAUGGCGAUGAAGCGCAUGAGCACGCUCGCCGCGGGUCUGUCGCCCGGCGCCCGUGCACUCGGAAAGGACAUCGAGCAGUACAAGGAGGAGUCUGAGAAGGUGUGCUAGACGUCCGUG